Seminavis robusta is the source of this 243-nucleotide messenger RNA. Lineage: Eukaryota; Bacillariophyta; Bacillariophyceae; Naviculales; Naviculaceae. The record is from the annotation of a GenBank genome assembly.
AUGGAUAUCUCCGAUGAAUUUCUUCCCAUUGUGUUUAUAGCCGUGUUUUUCCUCGGAUUCUGCAAUGCCAUGAACAGCUCAGGUCCUCGUGUCGGCGUGCCUGCAUCAUGUUCAUAUCGUCCUUCUCGGGAUGACGACAACGGACAAGCGAGCAGUCACUAUGUUGAUGGAAGCAUUGUCUGGGGUGGAGGCCCUCCUGAUUGCGACAGAGGUGUGGACGGAGGCGGUGGAGGCAACUGCUAA